AUGAGUGACGACGAACUUGUUGUUGAGAAAGAGGUAGGAAUUGCUCAGGCACCAGGUGAAAGCCGUCAGGAAGAUCGCCGUGUUGAAAAUGUUACAAUUAUUCCAGAGCAUGAUCCAGAUUUUCAAGAAGAAGCGAUGUUAGAUGAAUUGGAGCCAUUUAUAUCAGGUGGCAAGCAAGCAAAGAUCAAAGUUACUCUUUCAACAUACGAAGAGGAAGAAGGUGCAGUCAAAUUUGCACAUGCAUUAGAACAAUUAAUUCCUAACUGCGAAUAUCAUCCAAGAGAAGGAGAACCAUUCGAUUUAACACGUUCUAGAGCAUAUGAAGAAGGUUUUACAGAUCUUUUAACAUUAAUUCCACAUGAAGAUACAGUUUUCUCAAUGAUUCACGUUCAUCUUCCUAAUGGCCCAUGCGCACACUGGCGUCUUACAAAGAUAAAGCUUCCAGAAGAAAUCGGCGGACAUCCAAAGAAACUUCCAACUUCAUAUCCAGAAAUUAUCCUCAAAAGAUUUACUACAUCCCUUGGAAAGCAAUGCGGAAGAAUGCUUAGAGCAUUGUUCCCUGCUAACCCUCAAUUUGAAGGCAGACGCGUUGUUACUUUCCACCAACAAAGAGAUUUUGUUUUCUGCCGUUCAUAUCAGUAUUUAUUCGAGAGCGCUGAUAAAGUUAAAACUGUCGAGAUUGGUCCGAGAUUUACUCUUAGAUUGCUUUGGAUGCAAGAAGGCCCUUAUAAUCCUGCAUCUGGUCAAUAUACAUUUUAUAGAAGAAUUAGAAAUGAUACUACAAGAAGAACCUGGUGGCUCUAA
Trichomonas vaginalis G3 is the source of this 804-nucleotide messenger RNA. Its product is annotated as rRNA primary transcript binding. The record is from RefSeq and is a predicted model, not a curated record. The transcript has a single exon. Bases 1 to 804 code for a protein of 267 amino acids. Gene Ontology annotation, molecular function: rRNA primary transcript binding. Gene Ontology annotation, cellular component: preribosome, large subunit precursor; nucleolus. NCBI's taxonomy places the organism in Eukaryota, Parabasalia, Trichomonadida, Trichomonadidae. Gene Ontology annotation, biological process: maturation of LSU-rRNA; maturation of 5.8S rRNA.